This is a messenger RNA of Ordospora colligata OC4, 732 nucleotides long. RefSeq names its product triosephosphate isomerase. The transcript has a single exon. Gene Ontology annotation, molecular function: triose-phosphate isomerase activity. Gene Ontology annotation, cellular component: cytosol. Lineage: Eukaryota; Fungi; Microsporidia; Ordosporidae. The record is from RefSeq and is a predicted model, not a curated record. Gene Ontology annotation, biological process: glycolytic process; glycerol catabolic process; glyceraldehyde-3-phosphate biosynthetic process. The coding region runs from base 1 to 732 and encodes 243 amino acids.
AUGGGCAGAAGAAAGCUUCUUGGGGGAAACUGGAAAAUGUACGCCUCGCUAAAGACAUUCGACAUCAUCAAGGGUUUUAAGCACAACUUCUUUCUGAACAACGAUACAUUUAUCGCAGUUCCUUAUGUGUAUAUUCAGACAGCAAAGCAAAGGUUUCCUGCACACAUCAAGGUUGGUGCACAGGACUGCAGCAUGUUCAAUGAUGGAGCAUAUACAGGAGAGAUCAGUGCCUCUAUGCUCAAAGAAAUGGGCGUAGAGUAUGUAAUAAUAGGGCAUUCUGAAAGACGAAGGUUUUUUGGCGAUGAUUCGCAGGUGAUUGCUUCAAAAAUAAGGAAUGCGUGUAAAGAGGGCCUAAGUGUAGUCCUGUGUGUUGGAGAAUGCUUGGAUGACAGGGAAAGUGGACAAUAUCUAGAUGUAAUAAAACACCAACUACACUGUCUGGAGAGGGUGAUACGGGGAUGCACAAAUAUUGACAUUGCAUAUGAGCCAGUAUGGGCAAUAGGAACAAACAGAAUUCCCACCAACUCUCAAAUAAAGGAAGUGAUAUGCAAAAUAAAGGCUUGGGGAAGUGAAGCAGGCUUUGAGGGACGAGUUGUUUAUGGAGGGUCUGUUUCUAUGCUAAACUGCCAAACGAUUCUUGAGGUUGAGGAUGUUGAUGGAUUCCUGGUUGGAGGUGCAUCUCAGAAUAUGGACUUCUGCAUGAUAUCAAGUGAACUUUCGUCUGCACAAUAA